Pseudogymnoascus verrucosus is the source of this 2299-nucleotide messenger RNA. RefSeq lists its product as uncharacterized. Lineage: Eukaryota; Fungi; Ascomycota; Leotiomycetes; Thelebolales; Thelebolaceae. The transcript has a single exon. The record is from RefSeq and is a predicted model, not a curated record. Gene Ontology annotation, molecular function: DNA binding. Bases 657 to 1928 code for a protein of 423 amino acids.
AAUUAUGCAAUAUAAAGCAUUCCUUCUAAUCCAUUUUUGUUGCUUUGGUGACAGAAUGGAGCACUGAACAUUCUCAGAAUGCUUCAAGACCUCAAUGGCUAGGCCUGGAACCAGGUCUUCAAACGGUACGGUUUGACAGCCUCUUUAGCUCCGGAAAAUGCGGUGCCUUCCCAUUGACUCCGUCGCCCUUUCUUCUUCUAGCCAACUCUGGCCUGGCUUAUGGCCAUAUCGUUCCUGUUCUUUCCUCUUUUGGUCCGGCCUAUGGCGGUGUCGUGCCUUCCAAUUACCCCCGUUCUUUCCUCAUCUGGCCAGGUCGGCUUCGAAUCAUGUCGCGGUCGUGCCUUCCCAUUAACUCUUGCUAUUUCCUCUUCUACCCAGCUUAGCCCUAACUCAUGCCAGAAUCGUGCCUUCCUCAACUACUAGCUACACUGCUUCAUCGCUCCUGCUUACUUCAUCAUCUGAGUAUGGCCUUCCACGGAAAUAUAUUAUUCGCUAUGCUUGGUUUGGCAAACUUGAACUAUCAACAGCUCACCAACUGGAGAAUUCGAGACUGAAUAACAACAAAAUAUCAUUUUGGCACUUGAAAACUUCUUUCGCAACUCGCGGGCUAUCAUUAUCCUUGCUAGGCCUAUCUGAGAAACGAGGUUAUACUCAGGAUGGAGGACAAGGCCACCUUGCCUUCCGCCGUCCAGCCCUCAUAUCAUGGGAUUAUUGUUUCCGCAAACGACGGAAUGGUCCUUGUUGAAGCUUGCCUCCGUGGCAAUAUCGGCCUUGUAUCUCGUCGGCCCAUUAAAGAAGAAAGAGCGCAACUCCCUCGAAGAGGAAAUAUUUUUAUAUACGAGGAGAGGGAUACCGGUAUUGUACGCUGGUUAGAUGGCAUAACUUGGACACGAGACAGAAAAAGCGAUCAUUGUUUCCUGUAUCGGCAACUAACGCCCACGACGCAAAAAGGGGCUGUCGAGUUGAAACCCUCGCCGACAUCCAAAGAAGCGACGCGGUCCUCCCAGGACCAUAUAAGCGAGGCUACCAAUACGAAAAGCAAUGACGAGUUGUUUCCAAUGGACUAUGAUACGGCCAGACAUGAUACGCUGCCACAACCCAAGGCUGAUCUCGAAAAGAGUGCUAUUGGACUCUUAAUGAGCGAUGGUGACUUCGUUGACGAUCAGCUUCUUAAGAAAACGAUGCGCUUCAAAAUUGGCCCACAGACGUACCAUUUGGUUUCAUAUUACAGUGCUGGUGAUGAAGUGGGAAAAGGGAAACUUCAAAUACCUUCAAAGGACCCCAAAUUAUCUACCUUACGAAUCCGACGAGAGAUUUCUGAGAAAAUUUACGGGAUACCAGCCGGUGAUGAUAGUCGAGAUUUCAAAGCAGACGAGCUUUCUGCCGACAUGAGUUACCCACGUUCCCCGCACAAUCGCAUGGGCGAUGCUGGCAUACCUGCACUUAACACGAAUUCCAUGGGUGACGCUGACACGCCUGCACUUGACGAGUACGAUUCCAUGGGUGACGCUGGCUUGCCUGCACUUGACGAUGACAAGCCUGAAUUUGAUGAUGACAAGCUUGCAUUUGACGAUAGCAUGCUUGCAUUUGACGAUGACAAGCCUGAAUUUAACGAUGACAAGCUUGCAUUCGACGAUGGCAUGCUUGGAUUUGACGCAUACAAUCCUAUGGGCGAUGCUAGCAUACCUGCAUUUGACUCGUACAAUCCCAUGGGCAAUGCUAUUAUGCCUGCAUUUGACGCAUACAAUCCCAUGGGCUAUGCUAGCAUGCCUGCACUUGGGUAUGAUAUGAGGCCCGGAAAUUGUGAAGACCAAGACUUCGAGAUGCCUUCAACGUUUUCGCAGACACCAGACCCAAACUCAGACAGAGCACCGGAGCAAGCAUCUUUCCAGCAGGGGCCUUACCCACCUACAAACCCCUAUAUGUAGCAACAUGGUACCAUCCAAACUAUAGUCGAUAUACUGGCACUUACAGGUCCCACAGUCGGAGAAUCCCAUUCAGAUAACUGGAGCAUGAUCCAUUCGCUCGCAAAAUGCGCGAAUGCAACGGUCAAUGUUUAGAACGCGAGGGCACAGAAGGCUGGGUAAUUGGUGUUAUUGAUGAAGGCUCAGGUUGACGAGGGCACGGUCGGCGAAGGAGUGAGAAGCAGAGAGUGUGGGACGGUGGUGGAAAGGGUGAGAGGGGACCCGUUAGGAUUCUGCGGGUGUGGGCUCUGCACUACAUUGAUAAUACUCCUCUGGUCUCUUGUUCACAAAGAAUGCAAGGUAACCCGGCAAUAGGAAGAAUAGUGACCUCCCCA